AGGCGCCCGGAUCGCUGGGAGUCCUGCCCUGCUCUCUGGGCUCCGUUCGGCAGGUUCUGCAAGCUAGGCGAGCCCCGCUGAUGUGACAUCGGUCACAGCUACCCUAUAUAAAUAAAUAAUAAUAAAAAAUAUAUGUAUAUAUAUUCGCCCACCUCGGAAGACAAGCGCAGCCUGGUUGCAUGUGGGCUUGUUCUGGGACAGAGCGACGGCUGAAAAGAGGGAGAGCGGGAUUUAGACAGUGCGAGCGCCGCGGCUGACAGGUGCUCGCGUGGAGCGACGUGGAGAUGCCCAUCCAAAGGACCGUGUCCGAUCUCCGCUCCCGGGCGGAAGGCUACGAGAAGACGGAAGACGCUUCUGAGAAGACCUCUUUGGCUGACCAGGAGGACUCCAGGCUGAUCUUCAUUAACCAGCCACAGCUCACCAAGUUCUGCAACAACCGAGUCAGCACGGCAAAGUACAACGUGCUGACAUUUUUGCCACGCUUCCUCUACUCCCAGUUCCGGAGGGCAGCCAACUCCUUCUUCCUCUUCAUUGCGCUCCUGCAGCAAAUCCCAGAUGUGUCCCCAACUGGCCGUUGGACCACCCUGGUGCCCCUCCUUUUCAUACUAGUGGUGGCAGCCGUCAAGGAGGUCAUUGAAGACCUGAAACGUCACAAGGCAGACAGUGUCGUGAACAAGAAGGAAACCCAAGUGCUAAGAAAUGGAGCCUGGGAAAUAGUGCACUGGGAAAAGGUGACAGUUGGGGAGAUAGUAAAGGCCACCAACGGGGAUCAUCUCCCGGCUGACCUCGUCAUUCUGUCGUCCAGUGAGCCACAAGCCAUGUGCUACAUCGAAACCUCCAACCUCGAUGGAGAAACCAACCUUAAAAUCAGGCAGGGCCUGCAUAUUACUGCUGACAUCAAAGACAUUGCCAGCCUGACCCGGCUGACCGGCCGAAUGGAGUGCGAGAGCCCCAACCGGCAUCUCUAUGACUUUGUGGGGAACAUCCGGCUCGAGGGCUUCAGCACCGUGCCUCUGGGACCGGACCAGAUUCUCCUGAGAGGGGCCCAGUUAAGGAACACGCAGUGGGUGCAUGGCAUCGUGGUCUACACCGGCCAUGACACCAAGCUCAUGCAGAAUUCCACCCGGCCUCCCCUGAAGCUGUCCAACGUGGAGCGUAUCACAAACUUCCAAAUCCUGGUGCUGUUUGGCUGCCUGCUGGCCAUCUCUCUCAUCUGCUCCAUUGGACAGACCAUCUGGAAGAGUAGCCAUGGCAACGGCGUGUGGUACAUGGACCUCAGCUUCGGCGGUGCUGCCAACUUUGGCCUCAAUUUCCUCACCUUCAUCAUCCUCUUCAACAACCUGAUCCCCAUCAGUUUGCUCGUCACCCUAGAAGUGAUCAAGUUUAUCCAGGCCUAUUUCAUCAACUGGGAUAUGGACAUGCACUACGAAGUUACUGACACGCCCGCAAUGGCUCGAACCUCCAACCUUAAUGAAGAACUAGGGCAGGUGAAAUACAUCUUCUCAGACAAAACUGGGACAUUGACGUGCAAUGUAAUGCAGUUCAAGAAGUGCACUAUCGCGGGUGUCGCCUAUGGCCACCACUUUGAUGCUGAAGAUUACAGCUCCAUGGAUGAUGACUGGCACACCAUGUUAACUGAAGAAGCAGGAUUCAGUGACCCCAGCCUCCUAGAGAAUCUCCAGAGCAACCACCCCACAGCCCCUGUCAUCCUGGAGUUCAUGACCAUGAUGGCCUUGUGUCACACAGCCGUCCCUGAGAGGUCAGGUGACACUAUCAUCUACCAGGCAGCUUCUCCAGACGAGGGGGCACUAGUGAGGGCCGCACGGAACCUGGGCUUCGUGUUCACUGGCAGAACUCCGGACUCCGUCAUCAUUGAAUCUCUUGGUGAAGAAGAAAAAUACGAGCUGUUAAAUGUGCUGGAGUUUACAAGCAACCGGAAGAGGAUGUCUGUCAUCAUGCGGACCCCAUCUGGAAAGAUACGGCUGUACUGCAAGGGGGCUGACACGGUCAUCUAUGAGCGGCUGGCAGAGAGCUCCAGGUACAAGGAGAUCACGCUGAAGCACCUGGAGCAGUUUGCCACAGAAGGUCUGCGGACACUGUGCUACGCAGUAGCCGACAUCUCCUCGGCAACAUACCGUGAGUGGCUGGAAGUGUACCAGCGUGCCUCGACUGCCCUGAACAAUCGAGCCCUGAAGCUGGAGGAGAGCUACGAGCUCAUCGAGAAGAACCUGCAACUGCUGGGUGCCACAGCCAUUGAGGACAAGCUGCAGGACAAGGUCCCCGAGACCAUCGAGACCCUCAUGAAAGCUGACAUCAAGAUCUGGAUCCUGACCGGGGACAAACAGGAGACGGCCAUCAACAUCGGACACUCGUGUAAACUGCUGACAAAGAAUAUGGGCCUCAUGGUGAUCAACGAGGGCACCCUGGAUGGCACCAGGGAGGCCCUGAGCCGCCACUGCAGCAUGCUGGGAGAUGCCCUGCGCAAGGAGAACGACUUCGCCCUCAUCAUCGACGGCAAGACGCUGAAGUACGCCCUGACCUUCGGGGUGCGCCAGUACUUCCUGGACCUGGCACUGUCCUGCAAGGCAGUCAUCUGCUGCAGGGUGUCGCCGCUUCAGAAGUCUGAGGUGGUGGAGAUGGUGAAGAAGCAGGUGCGGGUGAUAACGCUGGCCAUCGGGGAUGGUGCCAAUGACGUGGGCAUGAUCCAGACGGCCCACGUGGGCGUGGGAAUCUCUGGCAACGAGGGCCUGCAGGCAGCUAACUCCUCUGAUUACUCCAUCGCUCAGUUCAAGUACCUCAAGAAUCUUCUUCUAGUUCAUGGGGCCUGGAACUACAAUCGGGUUGCCAAGUGUAUCCUGUACUGCUUCUACAAGAACAUCGUCCUCUACAUCAUUGAGAUCUGGUUUGCCUUCGUCAAUGGCUUCUCGGGUCAGAUCCUGUUCGAGCGUUGGUGCAUUGGCCUUUACAAUGUGCUCUUCACCGCCCUUCCCCCCUUGACUCUGGGCAUAUUUGAGCGCUGCUGCCAGAAGGAGAACAUGCUGAAGUACCCCGAGCUCUACAAGAGCUCUCAGAAUGCCAUGGGCUUCAACACGAAGGUGUUUUGGGCUCACUGUCUGAAUGGUCUCUUCCACUCAGUCAUCCUCUUCUGGUUUCCUCUGCAAGCAUUCCGCCAUGAUACAGUGUUUGGGAGUGGAAGGACAGCAGACUAUCUACUCCUGGGGAACAUGGUUUACACGUUUGUGGUUAUAACUGUUUGUCUGAAGGCUGGACUGGAAACCUCGUGUUGGACUAUGUUCAGCCACAUCGCCAUCUGGGGCAGUAUUGCACUGUGGGUGGUGUUCUUUGGCAUAUACUCCUCCCUGUGGCCCUUUAUACCCCUGGCCCCGGACAUGUCUGGAGAGGCACAUAUGAUGUUCAGUUCAGGGGUGUUCUGGACCGGCCUUCUCUUCAUCCCUGUUACUUCGCUCGUCUUUGACCUGGCCUACAAAGUGUUCAAGAAGUCCUGCUUCAAGACCUUGGUUGAUGAAGUUCAAGAGUUGGAGGCCAAGUCUGAAGAUCCUGGGGCUGUAGUUCAUGGGAAGAGCUUGACGGAGAGGGCCCAGCUUCUGAAGAACGUCUUUAAGAAGAACACGGUCACCAUGUACAGCUCAGAGUCCAUGCAGCAGAAUCUGCUCCAUGGCUACGCCUUCUCCCAAGAUGAGAACGGAGUGGUCUCGCAGUCAGAGGUCAUCCGGGCAUAUGACACCACCAAACGGAGGCCGGACGAGUGGUGAGGCCCGGCCCCGAACCCCCACCUGAGCACCUAGCCCCGCCCUUCCCCCGAGCCGCAGCGAUGGCGUCGCGUGGCGUGGGAAAGGACUGAUGAGACUGACAAGGCAAAGGCUGGGAGCGACUCCCUUUGCCAUUUUUAGCGGGAGAGAAGAUGGGAGACGGAUUUAUGGAGCAGGGAAGGAAUUUGAGUAACAAAGACUUCAACGUUCAUGUGUUUUAGGUGUGUUUCAAGCAGACACAAGCACUGCAUUCAUGUUCAGCAGCCUGUGGUAUGAAUUUCUCUCUAUGGGGCAGACAGAAGAGAGAAGAUGUUUUAUUUCGAGCUGUUGGCUCUGGUUGGAAGGAGGGGUGAAGGGUGGGGGGUUCUUGCUGAAUGGAGCCAAACAGCUUGUCUUAAUUUACAGUGUCGUAAGAGCGAGUCCAUGAUUACAGCUCCGUAUUUCCACGAGCGUCUGGCUGAGGUUCCUCAUUAGGCAUCGGCAUGUUAAUCUGCGCCUCAGGCGCAGGAAAUCCACACCCCUCCCGGCGAGAGACGGCGGCCACCCAGCGCAAGCUGAGAGCCAUGAACGGAGAGCACCUCAGUGUUUGCUGCCAAAGAGUCACCGAUGCGAUCGACCUCCGUGCUCCAAUCCGUGGAUGAAAUACCAAGACGUUCCCCUCGUUCCGGCCAGCAUAUUCUUACCCUCUGGCCUGGGAGGGUUUUGCAGGAUGUGUUUGUGGAUAAGGAUACCCCAGUCCGUUUGCAUCUGAAUUCACAAGAUCUGUAACAAUUACGGUGUAUGCCAAGGCGUCAUGAUAUAUACAUAAGCCUUCACCUUGUGGUCGUUUUUAAUUUGGGAAACUGGUUGUUGUUAGACCUGUUUACAAACACAUAGAUAGUCACACAUAUAUGAUAUUUCAUUUUAAAGGUCGUUGUCACCACACUUGUGGAUCAGCGUGUUCUAGAGGAUAAGCUGUACCUUCCAUUUACUCAGAUGUGGUGUUAAAGAUCUGCGCCUUAAAGAACAUUGGGGAUCUCAGCGCUAAACUCGGAGGGCACUCGCAAACUUAAGAGGAAAUUAACGGAAUUCAAAGGCAUUGCAUUGGAUUGUGGGGGAAAGAAAUGUUGCCUGAAUUUUGAAUCUGCGUUGUCAUGUUAGCUCUUCCAAUAGAGUUUCUCCCUUGAAACAGAAGUGCCAUUAAGCUUUGGAGAGGAAAGAGUGGAAAUACCAGGUCACUGGCAGUGUACUUGUCUCUAGUUCUUUUGUGUAUCCAUAUUUUUAUAUUAUUAAAAAAUACAUCACACACGCAUGCUUUAUAUAUUUUUUCCAAUCCAGACCUAAUUUUAACAUACUUUGAAAAAAUUGUGGAAAUUUUAGGGUGUCGUUCUUGUAUUGUUGUUGCUUUGAAGUUACUACUCUUAUUUUUUUAUUAUUAUUAUUAUUAUUAUUAUUAUUAAUGUUAUUACUGCUCUUGCUGCUUCGGUUUAAGUUCUGUCUGUGAGGUUGUCCUUCUCUCCCUAUGGGAGAAUAGUCAUAGUACUUGUGUGUGUGUGCGCGUGUGUGUGUAUGUGUGUGUGUUCCUGCAGGGGGCGCCAUUGCGUCUAGCCCAUUCUGUUUAUCGUGAGCGCUGGUAGCGCGAGUGCCAUUCGAGGUGCAUUGCCGACGUACAGCAUGAUGCUAUGUGUGAAAGCAAGAGACUGUGUGCUGCCUCGCCAGUCUGCAUGAAACCCCCCCCGCAUGGCCUAUCGUACGCCCCCUGCGUUGUUGAGUUUCAUCUCAUCAGGCUGCCACUGGACACCAGUCUGUCAGACUAGCAGCUCGGCUGUGUUCCCAUACCUUCCUCUCAGCUUGUAUUGCUGGUUGACUGUAUUAGUGGUUCUAUGUAAUGGUCAAUAGCAUGUUUUAACUUUCGACAGUGUUUCUCCAGAGGGGCAUCUUUGACACGUCGUCUGUUAGCGGGAUUCAUGCUGGCUUCCUCCCAGACAGUGAACCGCGUGUCUGGUAGAAUCUCCUGUGUGAUUUUCCAGGCCGAGCAUCAAGGUCUUUUUCAAUUUGCCGAUGAUACACGGAUUGAUUUAUCACUUCAUUGGUGUACGUGUUCACACUUGCUGUCCAAGUUCCAAGCACUUUUUUUGAAUCUUGUUCAUCUGACAUGAGGAAGAAGCAUGAACUCGGCUUGGGGGCUUUGAUAUUGAAGGGGGGGAGUUCACGUCCACUUUCCAGAAUGUUCCGUCUGUGGAGUCAGUGGUUGCAUGAAUGGAAAGUGUUGUUCAGUUCAGUGUUAAUGGUACUUUGUUUCUAUUUCAGGAAUUUAACACUUGAAAUGCACUUUUUCGAAUGUGUUUUUUCCUUUGUCUUUAUUUGUCCUUACUUAUUUUACUUACGUUGUGAUUCUACUGCAUGUUAACAGCUGCAACUUUUAAAUGUUAUGUCUUUUACUGCCAUGAAGGACAGUGGAAAUAAAAUUUACAAAACGAGA
Brienomyrus brachyistius is the source of this 6231-nucleotide messenger RNA. Its product is annotated as phospholipid-transporting ATPase IA. Gene Ontology annotation, molecular function: magnesium ion binding; ATP binding; ATPase-coupled intramembrane lipid carrier activity. The coding region runs from base 285 to 3773 and encodes 1162 amino acids. Gene Ontology annotation, cellular component: plasma membrane. Lineage: Eukaryota; Metazoa; Chordata; Actinopteri; Osteoglossiformes; Mormyridae. Gene Ontology annotation, biological process: phospholipid translocation. The record is from RefSeq and is a predicted model, not a curated record. The transcript has 37 exons.